Molecule: messenger RNA, 2539 nt
Organism: Nylanderia fulva
Lineage: Eukaryota; Metazoa; Arthropoda; Insecta; Hymenoptera; Formicidae
Gene: mbt
Product: serine/threonine-protein kinase PAK mbt
Biological process (GO): protein phosphorylation
Molecular function (GO): protein serine/threonine kinase activity; ATP binding
Source: RefSeq, a predicted model, not a curated record
GCUACGUGGCGCUGCUGUCUGAUUUGUUGAAAUGGAUGAAUGGCGUAUUUACGUGCUCUAACACGGCCCAGCCUCGCCUAUGUUUCGCCGCCGUCUCGUUUGCUCGCGCAUCGCGUCUCGUUCUGAGAAUUUCCACGAGAAGGAGAUCCCCCGGUGCGACAAUCAGGCCAGGGCGGACGGGCCUCGACGGAGCCGCGUCUACCAGGAAUCACGUCGUCGUUCGCAGGGACAAUGUUUACCAAGAAGAAAAAGAAACCGCAGAUCUCCACGCCGACCAACUUUGAGCACAGGGUGCAUACCGGGUUUGACAAACGCGAGGGCAAGUUUGUCGGAUUACCUCUGCAAUGGGCUUCAAUAGUUGGGAAUAAUCAGAUUCUAAAAUCGACCAACAGACCACUGCCGUUGGUUGAUCCAAGCGAGAUCACGCCUACAGAGAUCCUUGAUUUGAAGACUAUCGUAAGAGGACACAAUGAUCCUAGGAUAAAUAGACCACUUGCAAAUGAUAAGACUGAGAAUGGUUUGCCUAAGACCAGUACGGUUGCUCGCUCCAAUUCUCUGCGCUCUUCGAGUCCACCUCGACUUAGGAGAGAUUACAGGCAUGCAAGUAAUCUUCCACCAUCCGUCCCAGAAGGCCAAGAGGUGCCUUCAAAUAUUAAUCAAGCCUUUAUCAAUUUUAACAAACCACAUAACUACAUUGAUAAAUUGAGACAGAAUUCUCCGAGUGUUAGCAGCGGCCUAAGUUCCAGCAUACAGAACAUGAUCCCAAAUCUUCAAAAUCUUAAUCCUAAUAUGCAGUCAUCGCCAAACUUAACUCAUUCUGGAUCAAAUGUACCAAAUUUAUCAUUAAAUUUCCAAAACCUAAGUCCUAUUACUAAUUCACAAGCUCCAGUACAAAGUCCAAAUAAUCCACAAUUUCCAGAUACAGAAUUUCAUAGAUUAAAUUCUCAAAUGGCCAUGACAUCAGCUCAAUAUAAUGGCAAUGUACAGGGUUCAGCUGUAGAGGCAUCAAGAGAACAUCAAAUGAGUCAAAAUAUAUUAUUACACAAGCUACAGCCAAAAAUUUCACCAGUAGGUUCGAUAGCCUCGCAAAGGCCAUUAAGUCAAUUAAGUUCACAUAAUAUUAAUAAAUAUCCUCAGGCAUAUAAUAUGUCUGAAAAUUCGUCCAACCUCCAGUCACACCUAAAAAAACCAAUGGAAACUUCUCAAUCAAUGCAUAACUUAUCAAAACCAAACAUGCCGUCCACAAUAUCAGGAAGUGGUUCUACAGAUCAAAAUCAAAGCAUGAAGAGUGCUGUCUCUUCAGGAAAUUUGGCUGUUGGUACAAGUGCAAACAAUACCAAUAAGCAAACAGAGCAGAGACUUACACAUGAACAGUUUAGGGCUGCUUUACAGAUGGUGGUAAGCCAAGGUGAUCCGAGAGAAAAUUUGGAGAAUUUCCUGAAAAUCGGUGAAGGUAGCACAGGAACUGUGUGCAUAGCCACAGAUAAGAGUACAAAUCGUCAAGUCGCAGUUAAAAAAAUGGAUUUGAGAAAACAACAAAGACGCGAAUUGCUUUUCAACGAGGUUGUCAUUAUGCGAGACUAUCAUCAUGCAAAUAUAGUCGAGAUGUAUGAUAGUUUCUUAGUAGACGAUGAAUUGUGGGUUGUUAUGGAAUAUCUGGAAGGAGGUGCAUUAACUGAUAUUGUAACACACUCAAGAAUGGAUGAAAGUCAAAUAGCGACAGUGUGUUCUCAAUGCCUCAAACCAUUGGCAUUCUUACACUCACAGGGUGUUAUACACAGGGAUAUUAAAUCAGAUUCGAUAUUGCUCACGGCAGAUGGCAGAGUAAAACUGUCAGAUUUUGGCUUCUGUGCUCAAGUCUCUCAAGAAUUACCAAAGCGAAAAUCUCUUGUAGGAACCCCAUAUUGGAUGAGUCCUGAAGUCAUUUCAAGGUUGCCAUAUGGACCUGAAGUGGAUAUCUGGUCAUUAGGAAUAAUGAUCAUUGAGAUGAUUGAUGGCGAGCCACCAUUUUUCAAUGAACCACCCCUACAAGCCAUGAGACGUAUCAGGGAUAUGCCACCACCAAAAUUAAAGAAUUUUCACAAAGUCAGUCCACGUCUUCAAGGUUUUCUUGAACGAAUGCUUGUGCGUGAUCCAGCACAGCGGGCUACGGCAGCUGAAUUAUUACAACAUCCAUUCCUCAGGCAAGCUCAAAGUCCUAGUAUCUUGAUUCCAUUAAUGAGAGGUGCUAGGCAUACAAAUUGUUGAUAAGAUAAUAAUUUUGUAAGUUAGAAUGUUAAUCAAGGCAGAUAUUGAUUACAAGAAUAAUAUGAUAUCCUCAACUGGAUAUCAUUGUUAAUCUAUUGCAGCUCGUGUUAAAGUUGCUACAUUUGGCAGUUUAUGAGUUGGUUUAGACAUUGUCUUCUGACUUCCUCUCAUGCGUAGGACUUCAAAGUCCUUUUUUUAUUUUCUUGACGCGAUAGGCACGAUCGAUUAUGAGAAUUAUAUUUACUUAGUUUCAAAUAAUUUAGUUAAAAAUAUCUAAACGAGAUGUAGUUUA